GCCCUCCGAGGGGACAGGCCGGAGUGGAGUCGCGAGAGCUCCGGAGUCCGGAGCCGGAGUCCCGCAGCCUGCGCGCUACCCGCACGGUCGGUGGGAACGACGCGACUGCGGAGGGGGUGCGGGGAGGAGGCCGUGCAGUUCCCGGGGCCAAAGCCGCGCUGGGAGUCCAGACGCCAUGUUCAACCAGCAGCAGCAGCAGCAGCUCCAGCAGCUGCAGCAGCAGCUGCAACAGCAGCAGCAGUUGCUGCAGCUCCAGCAGCUGCUCCAGCAGUCCCCGCCGCAGGCCCCGCUGGCCAUGGCGGUCAGCCGGGGGCUCCCCCAGCAGCCGCCGCAGCAGCAGCUUCUGAAUCUCCAGGGUACCAGCUCGGCUUCCCUCCUCAAUGGCUCUGUGCUACAGAGAGCUUUGCUUUUGCAGCAGUUGCAAGGACUGGACCAGUUUGCAAUGCCACCAGCAACGUAUGACAGUGCCGGUCUCACCAUGCCCACGGCAACAUUGGGUAACCUCCGUGGCUACAACCUGGUAACCCCAAGCCUGACAGCCCCCAGCCUGACACCCCCUCAGCUGGGCACCCCAAAUCUGCAGCAGUUCUUUCCCCAGGCCACUCGGCAGUCGCUGCUGGGUCCCCCUCCUGUCGGGGUCCCCAUAAACCCCUCCCAGCUCAACCUUUCGGGGCGGACCCCCCAGAAACAGGCCCGGACCUCUUCUGGCACCCCCAAUUGCAAGGAUUCUUCUUCCCAGACGACGCCUGUGGAAGACGGGGCAGACCCCCCAGAGGGGUCUGAGGAAGCCACAGAGCCCCGAACAGACACACCAGAUCGAGAUUCCCCUCCCUGCCCAGAUGGCAUCGCUAAGGAGAAUCAUGCUCCAGCACCUGAGCCAGAGUCUUGUGAGGCAUCUGAGCCACCAGCUAAAAGGUCUAAGAGCUCAGAGGAACCCACAGAGAAGGGGCCCCCAGGGCAGCUACAGGCGAAGGUCCAGUCACAGGCCCGGAUAACAGCACCGAAGCAGACACAGACACCUGAGCUGCUGCCUGAGCCACCAGAAGCCCGAGUGCUGCCACGAUUCCAGCCACGGGUUCUGCAGAUCCAGGCGCCGGUGCAGACACAGACUCAGCCACAGAUGCCACCAGUGGACACCCAGGUGCAACCAAAGAUGCAGAAGCAGGCACAGACACAGACCAUUCCAGAGCACUUAGUGCCACAGCAGCUGCAGCUCCAGAAAGAAGAGGCGGAGCCACUGAAGCAGGUGCAGCCACAAGUGCAGCCACAGGCACAUUCACAGCCCCCAAGGCAGGUACAGCCACAGCUGCAGAAGCAGGCACAGACGCAGACAUAUCCACAGGUCCAGGCAGAAGCACAGCCCAAGGUCCAGUCAGUGGAGCAUCCACCGGAGCAACCUCCCUUACAGUCGCCAGUGCAUCCACCCGACCGGACCCAGGAACGGCCUCAGACCCAGCCACAGGUGCCAGCAUCAGAUCCAGCACUGGUUCCGGUUCAUUCCACUGUGCCAGAGAUGCCGCCUAAUACGGUAGAAGCUGGAACGGGCCUGGAGGAGGCCUUGACGGAGCCAGUGGGCGCCCAGGCCAGUGUGGAGGGGACCCAGGAGGAGCUGACCGGUGGCCUGGAUGUGGGCGAAUGUGAAAAAAGAGCCGGAGAGAUGCUCAGGGUAUGGGGUGCCGGGGGCUCCCUGAAGGUCACCAUCCUGCAGAGCAGCGACAGCCGGGCCUUCAGCACUGUACCCCUCACACCCGGGCCCCGUUCUGGUGACUCUACCUCUGCCACCCCUGCCGCCACCAGCACGCCCUCUAAGCAGACCCUUCAGUUCUUCUGCUACAUCUGCAAGGCCAGCUGCAACAGCCAGCAGGAGUUCCAGGACCACAUGUCGGGGGCCCAGCACCAGCAGCGACUCGGGGAGAUCCAGCACAUGAGCCAAGCCUGCCUCCUGUCCCUGUUGCCUGUGCCCCGGGAUGUCCUGGAGAGAGAGGACGAAGAGCCUCCUCUGAAGCGCUGGUGCCACACCUGCCAGGUCUACUACAUGGGAGACCUGAUCCAGCACCGCAGGACACAGGACCACAAGAUCGCCAAACAGUCCCUGCGACCUUUCUGCACCGUUUGCAACCGCUACUUCAAGACUCCUCGCAAAUUUGUGGAGCACGUGAAGUCCCAGGGGCACAAAGACAAAGCCAAGGAGCUGAAGACUCUCGAGAAGGAGAUAGCCGGCCAAGACGAGGACCACUUCAUCACAGUGGACGCCGUGGGCUGCUUCGAGGGUGAUGAGGAGGAAGAGGAGGAGGAGGACGAAGAAGAAAUCGACGUUGAUGAGGAAUUCUGCAAGCAGGAAGCGUCAGUGAAGAUGAUGACGACGGCGAGCAGUCAACAUUUUUUUGAGCACCUACUACGUGCCAGACUUGCACCCAGCACUUUCCUGCAGAAUCUCACCAACCUGGAUGCCAGGAAGUGCGACUCCAGAGCCUGUGCUGGGAACGCCCUCGCUCCUCUGUCGUCCAUGAGUGGGGAGCUGGAGGGUCCUGGAUUCUUUUCCGUUUAACCAAAGUUUCCAGGGCACCUUUUCUGGGCCAGGCCCUGGUGCUGGACACCAGGGAUUCGUGGGGACCAAGGCCUGGCCCCUGCUCUCACAGAGCUCCCGUUACGGUCUAGGGUGGUGACGGAGCACAGAGGGGCUAUGGAUGGAGGGUUGUGAGGGUGGCCCUCAGCCCUGAGCAGCUUCGGGCUGAAGCCAGCUGUGCUUCUCAGUGGUCAGCAUUAGUGUCCUCGGCAAGCCUCUUGGCCUCUCUCAGCCUCAGUUUUCUCUGCUCAGAAGUAGUAGCCCCAGCUCAGGCUAUGAGGAAGGGUUGCAGCCCAGGGUGGCAAACAGAAGUAGGUUCACUCUUUGAAGUCAUGUUUGCCUGGGACACAGUGCAAGGCACUGCUAGGCAUGGCGGGGCUGACGUGGCUGGAGUCAGAUAGCCUUGUCUGGAAGGGGCAUAUGUCCAGCAGGUGUGAUGAAGGGUCCUAGAUCACUUGAAACUCACAACCCCCCAGGACUGAGGUCACUGCAGCAUCAGCUAGGAACUUAGGGACCUGGCAGGGGGCUUACAGUUAAGAAUGUAACCAGGACUUGGGACCCACCAGGGUUCACCACCUUGCACCUCCCCAAGCCAGCUGUGUAACCCCAGGCACGUGAGUGGGCCUCGGUUUCCUAUUAUGUAAAAUGGGUGAACCACAGAAGAUUGUUGUGAACAUUCAGUGAGGUGACAUGUGUGAUGUGUUGGGCACACCUGGGAUGUAUUAUGGCCACUGGGAGCAGGAGGGCUUCCUGGAGGAGGGGACUGAAAGCAUAGAUUGGGAAGGGUACUCUGGGAGGCAGGAUCAGCUGUGCAGAGGUUCAGAGAAUGCCACCCACAACCUCCUCGAUAUCAAGGGGACGGUAUGUUGAAGAGCAUGGGUGGGUCCCAGGGGUCCCCUCACCUGCAUUCAGGGGAUGGGGUCU
Molecule: messenger RNA, 3490 nt
Organism: Pteropus alecto (black flying fox)
Lineage: Eukaryota; Metazoa; Chordata; Mammalia; Chiroptera; Pteropodidae
Gene: CIZ1
Product: CDKN1A interacting zinc finger protein 1
Exons: 15
Coding region: 176-2548 (790 amino acids)
Cellular component (GO): nucleus
Molecular function (GO): nucleic acid binding; zinc ion binding
Source: RefSeq, a predicted model, not a curated record